Molecule: messenger RNA, 1254 nt
Organism: Anoplophora glabripennis (Asian longhorned beetle)
Lineage: Eukaryota; Metazoa; Arthropoda; Insecta; Coleoptera; Cerambycidae
Product: innexin inx2-like
Exons: 4
Coding region: 1-1095 (364 amino acids)
Biological process (GO): phototransduction
Cellular component (GO): gap junction; plasma membrane
Molecular function (GO): gap junction channel activity
Source: RefSeq, a predicted model, not a curated record
AUGAUCAAGUUUUUGAAUUCUUUCAAAUCUCUCAUUAAGCUAAAACAAGUCCACAUUGAUAAUAAUGUAUUCAAACUACAUUAUAAAGUGACUGUAAUUUUACUUGUGGCUUUUUCUGUGUUAUUAACCACCAAGGAAUAUUUCGGAGACCCAAUAGAUUGCGACGUUGAGGAAAGGAAGGAGGUUAUCGAUACCUUCUGUUGGAUUUAUGGAACUUUCAUAGUGAAAAGAACCCUGAAUGAUCCACAUCUACCAGGACUUGGCCUUUCAGUUAAUCAGGAUCCCGAAGCUGUAACUAGGCAAGUUUACUAUCAGUGGGUAUGCAUUGCUUUUUGCAUUCAAGCCGUAAUCUUCUACUUGCCGAGGUAUUUAUGGAAAAUGUGGGAAGGCGGAAGACUGCAGUUCCUUGUGAAAGAUUUAACUGGUCCUGUGGUGACCCCAGAUUGGAACAGCGCGAAAAAAGAGACUCUAGUUAAAUAUGUACUAAACGGAAAGCAAGUUCACAACAUAUAUACAGUACGUUACAGCUUCUGUGAGUUUCUAAACUUUAUAAACGUGGUGGCGCAAAUAUAUUUCAUGGACUGGUUCAUAACGGGGCACUUCUCCGUGUACGGGAUAGCCUACGCCACAUACAAAAUGUACAGGCUGACGAAUCCGAUGAACGAGGUGUUCCCGAAAAUCACCAAGUGCACUUACUUCAAAAUCGGUCCUUCGGGCACAGAAGUAAACCGUGACGCCCUUUGCAUAUUGCCGUUAAACGUCCUCAACGAGAAAUUCUUCUUAGUCCUGUGGUACUGGUUAUUUAUCCUACUGGUCCUUUCAUUCUUAUCCUUGGUGUACAGGGCGUUGUUCCUGUUUGUGCCCAUGUUCAGGGUGUACUUGCUGAGGGCUCAAACCAGGAGUUUGGACAAGAAGAAGUCGGAGAUCGUUGUGAAUCAUAUAACGUACGGAGAUUUUUUUGUGUUGUACAAGAUCGGGAAAAACGUUAACCCGAUGUUGUAUAGGGACUUAGUCGGAGCCAUCUACGAUCAAAUCGCCGGUAAGGAGUCGCCGUUUAAGAAGCUUUCUCCUCCGAGUACCUUCGAUGAAGUCUGAAAUUGCGGCGUGGGAAUGUCAUUACACAAUGAUUCGAGUUGGUUUACUUGUUGAAAACAGAAAAAUCUUUAAUUUUUGUUAAAUUUUAGCGUUGCAAUAGAAAAUUCCCUUAAUUUCAUAUUAACACAAAAGUGUUCCUUUGAUUUCGGUAAGCCUUAA